GUAUUAUGAUAGAAAGAUCAUUUACGCAUUUGAAGCAUUUGAAGUAUUUCAAUAUUUCAAUGUGAUUCUGAACGGGUGAUAAUCAAAUUAAAAUAUCUUGAACAGAAGAUAAAAAAAUUAGAUACUCUUGAACUGAAGUUGUCCAAGAUGGAACAGACCAUGGAGAAACAAGCGAAAAAUGUAUUCCGGUCAUGUUCGGAAGAACCAUCCAAAAUGUCGGGAAAAUAUCGACUACAACCCGAUGCCAACGAACAACCGUUUGUGGGUUUCUGUGAGCAGGAAAAGUUUGGUGGUGGAUGGCUCGUAAUUCAACAUCGUUUCGAUGGAUCGGUUAAUUUCUAUCGCAACUGGACCGAGUACAGGAAUGGUUUCGAAAAAAAUGAAGGCGAGUUUUGGAUCGGGCUCGAACGGUUGCACAAGUUGACAAAGAAUAAAAAUAUUACCUUGAAGGUGGAAUUCGAAGACUACGAUGGCAAUUAUGGCUAUGGUAGUUAUAAAGGUUUCGAAAUAGGUAACGAGACUGAGAAAUAUGUGCUGAAGCGACUAGGAGAGUAUAAAGGAUCUAUAGGAAGUAGCAUGAGAGCUAACGAGGGACAAAUGUUUACAACGCGGGAUAGUGAUAAUGAUGGCAAAUUAAGCGGUAACUGUGCACAAGAAAGAGGCGGAGCUUGGUGGUAUGCAGAUUGUGGCAACACUAAUCCAAAUGGGCCUUACCACAAGCAAGAAGGGCACUUGAAGCAGAUUUACUGGUAUGCCCACAAACAGGGUGUUGAGUUGAAGUUCUUCAGAAUGAUGAUGAAAUAAAUGAAACUCAUCAAACAAAUGUAUUACACAGAGUUGCCAUCCAUAUUUGUGAUACCGAAUAAAAUAAGAUAAAAAUU
Messenger RNA from Aedes albopictus (Asian tiger mosquito), 881 nucleotides. RefSeq names its product ryncolin-1-like. Bases 148 to 804 code for a protein of 218 amino acids. Lineage: Eukaryota; Metazoa; Arthropoda; Insecta; Diptera; Culicidae. The record is from RefSeq and is a predicted model, not a curated record. The transcript is spliced from 2 exons.